Messenger RNA from Bradysia coprophila, 1349 nucleotides. Its product is annotated as homeobox protein PKNOX2-like. The record is from RefSeq and is a predicted model, not a curated record. Lineage: Eukaryota; Metazoa; Arthropoda; Insecta; Diptera; Sciaridae.
AACAGACAUCCUUUGUUUUCGCUGCUGGCACUAAUGCUGGAAAAAUGUGAACAAGCGACACAAGGCUACGUACCCUCAAAUGCAUCUUCGUCUAGUCCGAAUGGUUCGUCAAAUGGAAAUAACUGCGAAGGCGACAGCUUCCAGGACAUUCAAGCGUUUGUGCAAUUAUUAGAGAAAGAAAAACGACCGUUGCUCACCAACAAUGCCGAAUUAGAUGGAUUAAUGAUAAAAGCUUUGCAAGUUCUGCGGAUACAUCUGUUGGAGUUGGAGAAGGUUCAAGAACUGUGUAGAGACUUCUGCACGAGGUACAUAGCCUGUUUACGUGGGAAAAUGCAAUCAGAGAACCUUCUGCGGUCCGAUUAUCCUUUAGAGCACAAUAACAAUUUAUCGAACUCGAAUAGUCCUGUUAACAGUCCCGAACAGGAGUCUCUAGUGCAGCAGGGUCCAUAUUUUGGCAAUGCAGAUUUCCUCUCAGCAACAGAGGGAAAUGACUUCAGUAGUAUUCAAGGAGCCUACAACAUACAAAACAGUAAUAGUACGCCGGAAAAUAGUUUCAACGGAAGCAGUGAUAUAUCUGUUAUUCCACCAGUGUUACCGGUUACUAUACCACAGACUACGUCUCCGCAGCAACUGCAACAACCUUCCAUAUUGUCUUCGCAGAUUUUAGGAUCAACUCCAUUAAGCCAAAUUGGAUGUCCACCCCUUCCAUUAGAUCAGUAUUCGAAUCAACUUUCACCGUGUGGCAGUUCCGAUGAAAUGGAUUCGGAACUUGACUCAAACAAUGACGAUCUAAGUUCGAAUUUUUCAAAUAAUUCCGGAUCGAAGAGACAGAAACGCGGCAUUCUUCCAAAACAAGCUACCAGUGUCAUGAGGGCAUGGCUUUUUCAACAUUUAGUUCAUCCCUAUCCAACUGAAGACGAGAAACGUGCAAUAGCGGCUCAAACAAAUUUAACAUUGCUGCAGGUCAACAACUGGUUCAUAAAUGCUAGACGUAGAAUUCUGCAACCAAUGCUCGAACAUGCCAGCGACAAUAAUCAGAACUCAGCUCGCAAAAAAUCGUCACAACAACAGACGCCUUCGAAGCGCUUUUGGACCGACAGCGCUUCGUCACCGAUCAUGAAUCCAGCUCUCAUCGAUCCGAACAUUGAAAAUAUUAGCGUGAAUGUGAAUCGAGCCGAAUCCGAUCGAUUGUCUGCGCAUAAGUUGGCCGAAAGUUAUUUUAGUUCCGACGAAAGCAAUGACAGCCUAGUCAUCGAUCAUGAUUCUUAAAUUCGCCAUGUCGUCGACAUGUAGAAUUGUGCGGUGAGGAGAUUUUCGUUCUAGAAGUGAAAUGGCAAGUGGAGAGUGUA